AUGGGAUCCGAACCGGGUGUGGGCGGUACGUCUAGGUGCGGCUUCGGCCGUGCCAGCCUCCAAUUUCUGUUGUUGUUGGUCAAAAGCCUGCCUAUUUGUUGUGUGGUCUAGGGAGUGACGAGUGAAACGCCAAGGUGCGGGCUCGACCGUGCCAUGCACCUGAGCCCCACGUCUCCGGUCCUCUUGACUCUGUCUUGACACCGGAUCCAGGCGGGGGAAGGGGGGAGAGAGUGCAGUAGAUGCAGCGCAAGUCUGCUCUCACUAUAAAUCACGCGCAAGUCACCGUCACUGCUCCCACCCUGCUGUGCAGCAUUAGGUGGACAUCGUCGGAUACGGCGCUCGAACUGUCGUAUGUAUCAGCAACAAGAUGAAGUCGAUACGCCUGAAGACGAGCUCAUGAGCAAUGACGAGCAUAAUUACGUGGCCUGUCUAGGCUCGGCGCACACGGACCCGUUUCUGGUGAGAGGGUCUCAACUCUCAAAUAAGUGAGAAAACCAUAAAAGCUAUUACGGCCUGACCCUCUUUCUUGACUUAAGCAUAAUGGCCAGGACAUCUCUUUCCUAAUGUAAAUAGUUCGUACGUAGUUUCGGGAGUCAAAUCGAGAAGUAUUUUUGCGGAAGAAGGUGGGCGAUGUAAAAUGACCGAUAAUCAAUGUCGGGCGUGUUUCGCUUUUCGUACUCGGACUCAAGAGGGCCCUGGGCUAAAAUUAAAGUUAGCCAAAUAAACAUCGGGGUCGGGGUACCUUUGUAGGACUGAUAGUCACCCUGAAGCCCUUUAACUUCUGGUCCUGGUUCUAGGGGCCUGUUUUAUCCGCCGAAGUGGUUCAUUGAUAUGAUUAAAGUUUCCAAUUUCCUCGUAGGAUGUGCAGUUGGUAUCAUCCGAAUUCUAUAGCAUCCCAUCUAGAGUCUCAGAGUAUUGGGUUUCUAGGCUACCGGCGCAGCAUGCAGGAACCUGCGGAAUAUCAAACUUUCAACUGUGCCAUAGGCAUUGUUGUGAAUGGCCAUAGAGUCUUAUGCUCGUACUGAUUACGAUGACACGCAUGGCACUCUCGUCUACUGUAAGUUUGUAUGGGUUCCAACUUUGGUUAGCGUUAUUCUAAGACGGUCUCGCACAGCGUUCAGACAAAAUUUUUAGUCCCCCUCGGAUGCUAAGCAGUCCAGACUAUCCAUUAGGUUUAGAAGUAUUCAAAGGAAGUGGACUUCGGUCGCUUUGUUGCCUGACUCGUUCCAGUGCAUUUCGACACGAUAGUGUUUUUACACAGUUUCGCUUGCUCUCAAAAGGGUGGUUACUGCGAAUAUUUGGAAUACAGGAGAGGUUUUUAGUUCUCUGCCGCACUUUCAGCAGAUGGGCAUGUCCAGGAACGGCAGCCGGCGGUACUUUUACUCCACAACUGUAAAGUGUAUGGCCGGGAAGAUUAGGCUUGGACGUUGAAUGGGCCCCUACUCCCGCCCCGAUCGGCGAUGGUGCAAGCGUCAUCAACAGACCGUACGCGCACCUCCGGUCGACAUAUUCAAACUCCGCGCCUUUAAUUUUUGCAAUGCCAUUUCAGCAAGUAGACCGGACAGUGGCGACUCCAUUGGUGUGCAGUUUGGUUGUUGGCUCACAGCUGCAUUAAAUAAAGUCUUCUGUCUUUCAACAGAUCGACAAGGUCCCGUAUCGUUGAUUUUUGUCCGCCUCGUUACAAUGUUCUUCCAGAAAACUUCAACGGUUUCAGCCACGAAAUGUGGGAUUGGGAUGGUUGGGCUCGAGUGAGAGCCUGUAAGGCACAACGGAACGAGUGAGUUCCGUAAGAACGGAAGAACAUUGUAUAUUCCCGAUCGAAACCGACAGGGCAACGGGCUCGUGGCCCAGUGGUUAGAGGCGUGGACUUCGAGUUCGUGGUCGUGAGUUCGAGCCUCGGGUGUUCCCACACUUCGGGAUUGGGUAUGACUGACCGACGACGGCUAAUAAGCCAGAAAUGCUCAUUCCAGUCUCCCUUGUCUUUGUUGGUAAUAACAUACUAAUGGAAGGGGACCACCAUCAGUUCGUAAUUCAUAGCUCGCACAUCAUGCAACUUUUGUGAGAAUUUCUCAGAUAAGUAAACAGUUGUUUCAUAGUCCCAGUGUGCAACAGUAGGACGUCGAAAAACUACCCUGUCUGACCAACCAGUGGGGUUUCUCCGCGGAACAAUCGACCUUAAAGAUAUUCGUGCUUCGCAAAUUUUCAAAAGUCCUUGGGAUCUCGCAGUCGUGACAUGCCUUAGCUUCUUCUUUCGACAGUCGGUGUCCGUUGUGACUUUUGUCUUCCGAAGUUUGGGCGCUGUUUGCUGUUGUCCUUGUGCCAUCAUUGUGAUGAGCACGCUUAGUUUUAUCACCCAUUAGUGCCCUGGUCUUUUUGACAUACUCGUUACGAAAAAAAUUCGAUAUAUCUUCUGGAACGCCUGCAUUGCACUGCAUAUAUAGGCACCCAGUGCCCUCAGUCCGAUACUUUAACGUCAACUGGCAGUCUAGUUUGUGUAACAACAAAGCUUACAAAUGCGGAAACCCAAUUCACAUAAUGCUUUUCGUUUUUUUCAGAAUUGCGACAGCACAUCUGCGGGUUUUGCGGCAAGUCAUUUGGGCGGAGGUACUACCUGAAGUUGCAUGUUGAUGGCAUCCACAAAAGUACGGCUUCCUUUCCCGAACUGGUUUGCUGUUUCAGUUUUUUACGAAUUAAUAUUUUGUGUCACGCUAAAUAAGUGGGAAAUGUUGUGGUUCUGAACUUUUACGGAGAAUCCUAGGCUUGCGUAUUCGCCGAAUUUUAGAUUGCUCUUACGCCUGGUAUUAUUAAUGUAACCUGUACCCAUAGCGAAACUUUGGACCACAUAACGCUCAGUGAUCAAAGAGCCUGGGUUAAAAUUCCAUGUCAUCCAGGGGUGGCCUUGGGUAUGGCUAGCUGACAGCGACAGAUUAGCCAGAUAUGGCCAUCCCAGCCUCCUUGGCGAUGUCCCCCUUCUCCUUGGAGGUCACAUACCAGAAACCGCAUAGAGCACGCUGGGGGACCCACUUAGGAGCCGAACCCCUCGCAGCUGUGUCACGCAGGGGCAGAAUAUGGACUUCUAGCAAGGACGUAUGUCGGGAGUAGGGUUUUAUGACCAUCUGUCAUGUAAAAUAUAUAUUUAUAUGUUGAAGAAGGCUGGAAGGCAAUUGCCUGGACCAGUUGUUUCUUUAUCCGAAGUUGCAAACUCCCACGCGAGCCCAUCGUCAAGAGAUGGAGAAAACUGUACAAAUCAUCGCAUAUUUGGCUCACCUCUGCCGGGGAUGACCUCCAGCUGCGUUACUGAUUUGUUCACGCGAUAUAAAGGAUUAGCGGAUAAAGGAUGACAAAGGAUAAAGGAUAAAAAAAUGAAGGAUAAGGGAUAAAGGUUAAAAGGAUAUAGAAGGAUAAAAAGGAUAUAAAGGAUUAGCGGAUCGACAUGUCGGGUAAUCGAGUCCUCAGCUGUGUGCCGCACUUUCGGCGGCAGACGCACAACUCGGUUGUCCGACUGGCUCAAUAUUCUUACGCACUUAAAGCCGUGCCCUAGCGAGGAGGUGUGAGCGGGUACCAAGGAGAGUCUGUCCCUCCGUCUCGUGCUUAUGGAAUCUCGCGCGAACAUAACUGGCUUGACCACAGUUUGACCAGCGAUUUCUCAUUAAUGAGGAUCGGGUCCUUGAGGUGCAUGAGUUCCGGGGGAUUGUUGCUUCACGUCUGGGAGCGACGCCAAUCCCAAAUUUGCUCAUCGGUCUAGCAAAUUUUUCUAACACACCAGCUAUAUGCGGCACUGCGCGCCAGCAUUUUGGUUUUGGCUCUUCCUUAGGUAUUCUUCCCCGAGUUUCUCGACUGUACUUUUCGACAAAAUUCUCUGGGUAGCCAUUCGCUGCGAAGAGUUUCCACAGAAACUGGACCUCGACCUUCCUGUCGGCUGGCUCGGUACGAUGGGUUUCUUCACGUCGGUAGGGUGUUAUCAGGCAACUGCGUUUGUGCGAAAAGGGAUGGUUGCUGAGAAAACUUAGACUACGGGAGGUAUUAAUCGCCUUCCUGUAAACGGCAAUUGUCAACCUUUUUCUUCCUCCAUCGUAAAUUGGAUAUCUGGAUAUGAGUAGCUCGCCUAUCUCAUGGGGCGUCAACCGAAAUUCUGAAAUGCUUCCAAUCAAAAGGAUCAUUUGGGUAGUUUUCUAGCGUUGAUCAUUGUGUGGCACAGUUCCCAUGAUGUGGGCUUUAGAAUGUACUUUUUUCUGACCGCCUGCAAAAUCAACACUCGGCGAAAAAGGACUGCUUAAGUAGUGUGAUUAUCCCCAUUUAUUUUCGAUGUUCUGAUAAAUUCAACUGCAUUUUAUGUAAAGCAUGCACGAAAGUAUUCAUAUACUCGUUUUGUAGUAAAGUACGCCGUCAAGUUUUGUGCUCCAAAAGGUAUCUCCCGAUUUAAAAACGUUUCCAACGGCCGACUAACUUAGAACCCUACCUGUGCUUAAGGGAUCCCGACUACAUGCAGUACAAAGAACGCCUACUAUACGUGUUUAAGUAGGUCGUGUUUUGUUCGAUACUCCCCUGGAUAUGGUUGUUCAUCACGCCUUACGGGCUGCAUCAUUCCAGAUUCUAGUACCUGUUCUUGUUUGAACUUUUUGUUGUGGACCAGAUAAAGAGACAUUAAACAGAAGAACUUUUAUUUUCAUUUUAGAACUGCAGCCGUUCGCGUGUGAGCUUUGUGACAAGGCCUUUGUGUUGCAGAGGGAACUGAAGAGGCAUAUCGACGUAAUUCACAAAAGUGCGUUCCUUUUUCCCUAACGAUCUUGUGUUUCUGUUCUUCAAAGAACUCAGUGGCGUACUGUCUGUGUUGGUCUUUCAACCACUCAGGGAUCGGGAUAUUGGUAGAUUUGACAACAUGCGUUUGUGAGGUUGAUCAAUUUUAAAGCAGAUGGACCUCCUCGUGCGUCCCUGUCGGUUACAUAUCUGCCCACUCCUUCUUCUGACCAAUUGAAAUUGGACUGGAACAGCAGCGUAUAGGGUACAUUAGGCAGUCCUAUGCGCAUUUAGUUUGUUCGUUUUCGUAGUGCAGCCUUGUAAAGGGAGGUGUCUGAGCGCCUUUCACCGAACGGUUCUUUCAUUAUGUUGCCUUUCUAAGCCUACUACUUAUACAAUGCAGAGAGGACUUGGUGCCACGGUGUGGUCUUAAAAAUCUAUUAUUAGGUAUGCCACCUACAACAUGCCCCUCAGUCAGGCGUUCAGUCUUCAUGUACAAUCGGUGGCCGAUCUCAUGGAAUUUUGGCUGAAAUUCUGAAAUGCGUUUCCGAUUUGGGAAAGAUUACUUAGGCGCGCGUGUAAUACUGAUUAUCUUGCGACAUAAUCGUAUAUAAUAUUUCGGACUCGGCAGGAUGUCAUCUUUUGAAUGCACUUCUUUUUGACCUCCUGCAGAAACCGCACUCUGUAAAAAAAUUACUACCUAAGUGGCAUGUGUUUUUCACAUUGGUUUUCGAUGGUCCUACGAAUUCGAGUAUAUUUUAUAGAAACCACGAACAAAAGUAUGCUUUCUUUCAGUCUUUUGAUAAAGAAUCACGUCAUCUUUAUAUUUUACACUCGAAAAGGAAGUAUAAUUAGGUUUUAAAAAGUUUCCAAUUAUGAGAUUUUUAAGACCGACCAUUUAUACAGCAUCGUGCCUGUACGUUUAACACAGCUCCUCAUGAAAUUGUAUAACAUGGUCCGCAUCCAUUGCAAAAUUUUACAGACUCUGUAUGAUAUCUCUCUAAUGGCACAGAAAAAUGUGUGAGUUUCUUUACGCGGAGUACAUGCACCUUGCAUACGGAAAUCACUAAGCGCUAAUGCAACGACUGAUCAGGCUCCAAAUUCUUCGGGAAUUAGAUUACUUUUUUAAAACCUAAUUAUACUCCUUCGAGCAUAAAAUAUAAAGAUGACGUGAUUCCCUAUCAAACGACUGAAAGAAGGCAUAUUUUUGUCCACGGUUUCUAUAAAAUAUAUAUUCGAAUUCUCAAUACCAUCGAAAAUAAAUGUGAAAUAUGUAUGCUAAUUAAGUAGUCAUUUUUAACCGAGUGUGGUUUCUGCAGGAGGUCGAAAAGAAAUGCAUUUAAAAGCAGACAGCAUGGCGAGUACGAAAUACUAUAGCGUUAUGCUUAAUGCUAAUCAGUGCUACAACUUUACCUAAGUAAUCCUUCCUAAUCGAGCACGCAUUUCAGAAUCUCGGCCAACAUUUCAUGAGAUCUGUCACGCACUGUACCGAUAGUCUACUGGUGUUGUUAACUUCAUUGCCUCUAUUAAACGUCGAAAACGUUUUCCUCUCCGAAGAUUCGCCAUUCUUCUGCAAUGAUGUCCUAUGUAAGCAUUCAGGAAGCCAUAGUCAGCAAACUUACAUUUACUACAACUUCAUCAUCAGGCCUAUAAUCGUGGCUCACCUGGUUCGCGGCGGCCACCAAGUAGACGAUAGCCAAUACUUCUCAGUUAUAUAUACAAGGUGCCUGUGGACUGCUUAAAAUGCUUAGGACAGCAGGGGCGAUGGCGAUGCCGUCUUAUGCCCACAUAGGACUAUCAUUGAAGCCCCCUAGUUACCCUGUCCCACACUAGACCCCACACAUUCCUACCUGCAUAUUGCCAUGUCGCAUUACGGCAGUAAAACACAACUUUAUCCCUCUGACACCUUUUUUCCUGACCUCAGAUCAGGAUCCCACUUCCUUCCUUUUUGUGCAAUGUCCAGGCAUCCCUCAAUUGUGCCUUCUGUCCCAUGUCAUUGACUGUUUUGGCCUCUCAAUGCCUUCCCGUAGCGUGCAUUAUUGUAUAAGCCUGAGACGGAGUAAUCGAAAAUGCGCGUUUGUUUGGGGGUUUGACGUUUGCGUAAUUUGGGUUCAAGUAGGUACCUUCUAUCAGUUGACAGCUCCUUUCUUUCUUCAAGGAAAUCAGUGGUUACUAUUUCGAUGAUCCGAAGUUAACAUUGAAUCUAAUUUUUAAGGUUUUAUCUAAUUUCCGCCUUCAAUCAACUGAAAUCCCUUUCUCUUUUUGUUGCAGAACUGCGGCAGUAUGCGUGUGAGGUUUGUGGGAAGGCCUUUACGAAGAAGGGAGACCUCAAUAAGCAUGUAAAUAGUGUCCACAAAGGUGCGCUUCCAUUUCUAAAUGCUCUACCAGUUCACUUAUGACAGAUCUGUUUUUAAUGCGUAUUGUUGGUUCCCACACGACGGUUUUAUCGGAUAUCACCCUUUAACGGCAUUAAGUUGGCUUGAGGAAAGCAUUUUCUGGGAGUCUUGACUUGUGUGAAGAACGUCAGUAGUCCCGACGACCCUUUUUGUUUAACAAACUAUCAGAUUGGGACGACAAGAACCCCGGGAUUAUGGACAUGCCUGUUGGUCUACCUGGAGGCUGCUCGGGAUGUCCGCAGGCGUUAGAUAACUCAGCGCCCUUAAGGCAAAGGUCAACUGUGAAAUGAGCAAACUCUGGACUCUGACCUAUAAGCAGUUGUGGAGCCUACAACGGUAAUACCUGCAGGUAUGGCUGCAAAUUGAUUUGGCAAUUCAGUCGACUAUAAAAGUUUUCCAAACCGGAGCGAUUUUGUAACAUAGUGGGGCUGUAGCGGCCAACAUAGUUGGUGUACCUUAAUCAGCACAGUAGUUGGGACCCAGUCUGUUGUAGAGGAAAGGAGCAUUCUGUAAAGAUGCUUCACUGCCGUCAGAUCGGCUCUGGGUCUGCGUGCGCCUCUGUCCGCGAGGGUGACGUAAGCGCGAAAGACUAAGUGUCACGUGAGAACCAGCGAGUGCUUCGGUUUGGUGAGUUAAUUGGCUGAUUACGGUUUGUGGGCGCCUGUGGUUGGCUGUCCCCCCACACGUCUCCCAGUCAUCUUGGUCCGAUAGCAAGGCCAUGCCAGGGGGGGGGGGCGGAGGCUGGCUCGGGCGCAGUGGCUGACAGUGGUCGUCACUGAAGGCGCUGAGUUUGCAACCGGACACCGACUGACUGAUCUCGACUAUGCCGACGAUAUUCCCUUACUUGCUUCAAGUUUUGGUGAUCUGCAGUCUGUGGUGACACGAAUGAACGAGGUUGCUAAAUCGGUCGGUUUAUCCAUUAACGCUGGGAAGUGUUUUCAAGUUGAAUACCUGACCAGGAAAAAGCACCUCUCGGGAUUGAUGGCUGUCAACAUGAAGAAGUAGGCAGUUUUAAACAUCACAGGACGAGGCUGCUGCCGAAUGGACAGAGUAACGUUGACAUUGUCUCUCCAGAAGAUGAAGAUGCGAUCACUGGGACAAGAAGUUUAUUGGCCUGACGUUUCGGGUUCUCACUCGAGCCCAUCAUCAGA
Spirometra erinaceieuropaei is the source of this 8284-nucleotide messenger RNA. Lineage: Eukaryota; Metazoa; Platyhelminthes; Cestoda; Diphyllobothriidea; Diphyllobothriidae. The record is from the annotation of a GenBank genome assembly.